AUGAAACCAACCAAGGGUAAUGACGAUGAACCUGAUGUAAUUGAUUUAACAGCAUUUUAUGGUUAUUAUGGAUCAUUUAAUUAUCCUCUUCGACCACCAUCACCAUUUGCUGAUGAUCCUCUUCGACCUCAUAUGUCAGUCAAAGAUAAUGAAACUGAUGCAGUGAUGACAUGGUCAAUACCUGCUAGACAACAAAGUCUUACUUAUAAGAUAAAUAAUACUGAGAAACCUGUUCUUUCUUCUUCCUCGGAUUCGCAAUCAUCUCAUAUAGAUAGUAAAUGGCGAUUAUCAUUGAAUAAAUUAUUAAAACGAACAAAAUCUAUUGACCGUAAAAAAGUUGUUUCAUUACCACCAAUGGACUAUUCUUAUCCAUAUGAUUUUGGUAUUGGUGAUAACACUCGAACAGAUAUAUUAACAUCACCUAGUAAUAGUAGUAAACGAGUUCAUUGGUUUGAUGAAAACGAAGAUAUAUUAGAUUCAUGUCAACGUUUUAUUGAAUGUUUAACAGUAUUAAUACAAAAUAUAAUUAAUGAUAAUAUAGAUGAAAAUAAUUAUUUAGAAAAUUGUCAAGUAUCAUUAGAAAGACUUCAACCAUUGAUUAAUUAUCAAGAAAUUAAACAAGUAUUUAAUGAUAUGAUUGAAUUAGCUACAAUACGAGAUAAAAAUCAAUUAGUUCGACAACAAAUUUAUAUUGAAAGUUUAUUACCUCGUGCUAUUCUUACUCCUUUUGCUUAA
Molecule: messenger RNA, 735 nt
Organism: Adineta steineri
Lineage: Eukaryota; Metazoa; Rotifera; Eurotatoria; Adinetida; Adinetidae
Source: the annotation of a GenBank genome assembly